Plasmodium yoelii is the source of this 5517-nucleotide messenger RNA. Its product is annotated as conserved Plasmodium protein, unknown function. The record is from RefSeq and is a predicted model, not a curated record. The coding region runs from base 1 to 5517 and encodes 1838 amino acids. The transcript has 6 exons. Lineage: Eukaryota; Apicomplexa; Aconoidasida; Haemosporida; Plasmodiidae.
AUGGAAAAUUCCAACAUAUUUAGCGAAAAAGUUAUUGAAUUUUUAAAAAAAAAAAAAAUAAGAGAAAAUAAAUUAGUUAGUGAUAAAGAAAAAAAAGAAAAAAAAUAUAAUAUAAAUAAUUUUAAAGUAAAUUUAACUAAUGAAUUAAAUAAAAAUAGUGUACAUUUAAUUUUGCAAAAUGAAAAAAAAGACGAUAAUAAAUAUCAGGUUGUUGAAUAUGCAAUACAACAAAAUAAACAAAAUAAUAAAACUGAAAAUAUUGAUGAAAUAAUUCCAAAAAGUUAUACUAAUUCUUCUAUUUUAAAAAUAAAAAAUAUAAAAUUAAAAAUUAAUAAAUAUCUAGAUAAAUGUCAUGAUGUAUCUACCGACAAAUUAAAAAAAUAUUAUAUUUCUGUAAAUAAAAUAAUAGAUGAAAUUAAAGAAGAAACAUUAACUAAAACAAAUUUAUUACAAAAAGAUUUAGAAAUUUCAAAUGAUUUAAUCGAUAAAUAUAUUCAAAAUUCAAUAACCAUAAAAUGGAACAAUUCAAAAGUUGAUAUUAAAAGAUUUGAAAACAAAAAAGAUAAUUAUCAAAUUGCAAUAGAAUAUUAUGAAAAUAUUUUUUUAUUUUAUUUAAACAAAAAUUUUAUAACAAAUAUAAAUAACAUUCUCAACAACACACUAACAAAUAAAAGUAACAACAAAACUAGCGAAAUUGAAAAUGAAUCUAAAAUACAAUCUAGAUACUAUUAUUUAUGUCCAGAAUCAAUAAAUUUACAAAUCAUAAAAGAAAUAAACAUACAUCUAACUCAACGAAUAGAAGAAAUAUCAAAUAAUUGGAUUCUGGUUGAAAAUAUAUUUACUAAAUUAAAUGAAAAUAUUAAUAAAUUCAUUUUAUUUUUUGAAAAAAAAUAUGAAGAUUCGAAAAUAGAUGUAAAUAAAAAGAUACAAGAAUUAGAAAAACAAUUAAAAGAAACAAUAUAUUUUACUAAUAACGAAAUAAAUGUUUUAAUUGAUAACGAAAAUGAAAAAAAUAAUAUAUUUAUUGAACUUUUGAAUUAUUUUAAUGAUUAUAUAUUACAUAUAUAUAAAUAUAUAUAUAAUAAAUAUAAAGAAUGUGAACAUGUUUUUUAUAAUAUUCUAUAUGAACAUAAUUAUGAUGAUAAUUGUUAUGUCUAUUUGUCUAUUUCUGAAAAUUAUAUAAAAAAUUUAAAAAAUGAAAAGUUAUUAAAAAAUAUAAUUAAUAUGUUUGAAAAUAAUUAUGUAAAUAUAUAUAAUGACAGAAUAAAUAAAAUCAAAAAAGAUGAAUAUUUUGACAAUUUUUUUAUUCUAGAAAAUUCUCAAGAUUUCUUUAUUCCUUUUAAUCAAUGUUAUGAAAAUUAUAUAAAUAAAUAUGAACAAAUUAAACAUCUCCUAAUUAGUUAUAAAAAUGUUAUCCUCAAUUUAUUUUUUGAUUUUACUAAUUUUACAAAUAUUAUAAAAAAUAAUACUAAAAAAAAUGAACCAGUAGAAAAAGACAAACCCUAUAAUACUCUAUCUAAAUUUAAAAAAAAAAAAAAAAAAAAAAAAGUGCCCCAAAAUUUUAUACAUUUUGAUAAUAAAAAACUAAAAAGAGAAAUUUAUGAAAAUUAUAUAAAUAAUAUACUAAAUUAUUACAAUGCUAUAAAUUUAAGAGAUGAUUAUUUUUUAUUAACAUUUUUUGAAUUUUUAGAAAAUUUAAAAAGCUGUGUAAUUAUCUCCUAUAUAGAAAUACAAAAAAAUAUAACACAUUACAAUAAUUAUUGUAAAAUAGAAACCAAUAAAUUGACAACAAAUUUUGAUAUUUUAUAUAAUAAAUACAAAAUUAAUGUUGAAAAAUGUAUGAACUGUACAGAUUAUAUACAGCUAAACGAAUUACACAAAGAAAACCUUGAACUAGCCAAAAAUAUUAGAUUAUUUUUUUGUACUGUUGAAGAAAACGCUAAUUCUACCAAUAACAAAUUUGUUACACAAUUGAAAGAAAAAUUGAUGGUUUUAUUUUUGUCAAUUUUAAAAAAGGCAAAAAUAAUUUCUACAGACACACAAGAAAACAUAAUAAUAGAAAAAAAAAAUAAUUCCAACAAAAAAAAAAAUUAUGAACAUGUCAGAACAUAUAAUGAUAAUACAGAUUUAAAAGUAGUAAAACAGGAAAAGGAAAAUAAUAAAAAAAUAAUAAAAAAUACAGAAAAAGACAGUACAAAUGUGAAACAAAUAAACAUUAGUGAAGAUGAUAAUAUUGUGAUUAAACAACUUAUAGGAGAGGAAAUAAAUUAUAAAUACAUUUUUGAUUUUACAAGUUUUUUUCAAACUAUUUAUGACAAUUAUAAGAAUAAUAUUAAAAUGUUAUUAUCCUCUAAAGAAUUUAAAUCAAAAAAUAAUUACUCUCCAUACAAAAAGAAUGAAAAGAAUAAGACCCAAGAAAAAAAACAUCGAAAAAAAAAAAUAGACAACGUACAAACAAAUAGAGAAAAGAUAAAGAUAAGUAUCGAAAAUUUGGUAAGAAAUAUGCUUAACCAAUUUCAAAAAAAAAAAAAUGAAGAACUAGCCAAAAUAGAUCAAGUAGCUAAAAUAGACAAAAAAACAGAAGAAAUUUCUUUCUUAAAUCAAGAAAAAAAUAAUGAAGAUGAAAAUGAUAAAAUUCCAAUUGAUGAAUUAAACUAUGAUAACAUUAUGUAUAAUAUUCAAAUUUUAAAAAAUAUAUUUGAACAUUUUUUACAAACAUAUUACACAAAUUUUAAAGGUAUCCUCUUUGAAUAUAUGUUAAAAAUAAAAGAAAAUGUCGAACAAGAAGAAUAUACAAAAUAUUUUGAAAAAAUAUACAAAAAUAAUUAUAUAAAAAUUAUAGAAGAGAAUGAAAAAGCAAUUAGUCAAAUAGCCGAAAAUCUUAAAUGUAAAUUUAUAAAAAACAAAGAAAAUUUUGACCAUUUAAUAAACAAAUUAAAUAAUUUAAUAAAUGAAUAUACAUCCGUUAUAGACAACCAAAAUAUCGAAGAACCACUUAUGAAAUCUUUGAAUAAAAUCAACAAAUUAUUUUUAAAAAUCGAAAAAAAAAGUGAAAAAAAAAGUGAAAACAAAAGUGAAAACAAAAGUGAAAAAAAAAAUGAAAAAAAAAAUGAAAAAAAAAAUGAAAAAAAAAAUGAAAAAAACUACAAAUGCGAAUAUCAAAAUGACUAUGAACAUGGAGAAGAAGAUUAUGAUGUACUUGUUAAAAAUUUCAAAAAUAAUUAUAAAUUGUUUCAAGAUAAAUUACAAGAUAUGAUAAAUGAAUUAAAUAAAGAGAUUAAAAAAGUCCAAAUAUAUUAUGACAUGGUCAUAAAAAUAAAGGAAAAAAAUAUAGACAUUGAAGAAAUAAAAAAAUGUUUACAAAAUUCGAUAAAUUUCCGUCAAAAUAUUAUAAAAAAAAAAAAUGAUAUUCAAAAUUUAUAUAAUUCAAACAUUUAUAUAUUUAACAAUAAAAUUAAAUCAAUACAAACAAAUAAUGCUACAACAACACAAGUACCAAAAAAAACAUUAACAAGUAAUGAAACAAUUACAUACUUACAUACCAAAGAAGAAAUUAAAAAUAUUAUUUUGAUAUUUUAUUUUUUACUAUAUCAUAUUAAAAAUUCAAUUCUUAUUACAAAAAUAACCAAACAAAAUAAUCCCCAAUAUGGUGAUAAUACUAAACUCUCUUCUCUCAUAAAUACCUUGCCUAGUCAGGUAAAAAAGACAAACAUUAAAUCGAACACAAGGGAAGGUAAAAAUGAUAACAAAGAUGAAAUAAAAGUUAAUACACCACAAAAUAAAAAAAUAAUAACUCAUUCUAUUUGUGAUAAUAAAAAGACAGAUAUAAACACAAACGAAAUAAAUAUAAAAACAAACGAAAUAAAUAUAAAAACAAACGAAAUAAAUAUAAAAACCAAAUUUGAGCAAAUAGACAAACAUAUAUAUAAUAAACUUCAAAUUUUCCAAAAAAUAAAAAAUAUAUACGAGUUAAGAAUAAGUAUGAAUUCUAUUUUAGACAAUAUUUUUCUUUCCACAAAUAUUUCAAAAAAUAUCAACAGUCUAUUAUUCUCAAAAAGUCAGAAUAAUCUUAAAUCAGAAAUUGAUUAUGCAAUUACUUUUUCUUUACAAAAUAAUAAAUCUGCCAAGGAUAUCUUAGGAAUGUCUGAACAUUUUAACGAGUCAGGAAAAAAAAAUGAUAAAGAAAGCGUUUCAGAUAAGGAAAGCGUUUCAGAUAAAGAAAACGUUUCAGAUAAAGAAAACGUUUCAGAUAAAGAAAACGUUUCAGAAAAAGAAAACGUUUCAGAAAAAAAAAACGAACCAAACCUAAAAUUGAUAGACAUAGAAAAUGAUGUAAACAAAUAUAUAGAAAAUACUUUGACACGAAAAAAAUAUAGCGAUUUAAAAUUUUUUUUAUAUACUUGUACAUAUAUUAUAUGUAUAAUAAUAAAAACCCUAACACCAUAUAACAAUAACUUUUUUAAAGAAAAUACUAAAGAAUAUAACCAUAUUUUAUUUAUUUAUUAUGACAUUUCAUAUUUAAUAUAUAAAAAUUAUAUAUUACAAAAUGAUGAAAAAAUAAAAAAUAAUAAUUUAAAAGAAUUACAGAUACAAAAAGAUGCAAUGUCAUCUUAUAUUUAUUUUACUGAUAAUAUGUUAUAUAAAAUAAAAUUAUUUAAUUUAUUUAAUUUCGAAAAAAAAAUUGUAGAAAAUUUUAUACAUACCCAUUUCUACACUUUAAGUAAAAUAAAAAUUAAUGCAAACAAAGAAAAUCCAAAUUGGAUUAAAAUUCAGAAAGAGUAUAUGGAAGAUCUUUUCACAUUAUCAAUUUAUUUAAAAGUUGUUUCAAAAAAAGUUGCAUAUUUUACAUUUAAAGAGAUUUAUAAACACCACAUCUAUCUUACCAGCCAACGAAUAGACAUAAUGCAACAAAAUUUUAUGUUAAAAUUUGAAGAAAUAAAUGAGGAGUUAGAAAUAAAAGACAAUAUUCCAGACACUAAAUUGAUGAGAAAAACAGAAUUAUAUAAAUUAUUCAACUUGUAUAUUAUAGGAAUCAAACACAUCUUGUCAAAUCAUUUAUAUUCAUUAUAUGAAAAUCUAUAUAGUAAUUUUAUUUUUUUCGUAUAUCUUUUAAACAUGUUACCUUGCAAUUCUGGAUCCCAUCAAAACGAACAACCUCAUGAUACCCCCCAUCAAAAAUGUAACAUAAGAUUUGCAAAAAUACACUUUCUGGACAUUUCCACAAAUUAUAACUUAAAUGAUAUUAAAAAAAAAGUAGAAAGUGUAUAUGGAAUUAAUCAUGAAAAAAAAAAAAAAAAAAUCAAUGAUAUUAAAAUAAACAAUAAUCUAAACAAAGAAUAUUUUCAUAUGCCAUAUAAUAAUGAAAAUUCCUAUAUUGUGAAUAAAUUAGAAAGGAAAAUUGAAAAAUAUAUGCAAAAAUUUUAUGCAGAUAUAACAAAAAAGAUGGAUGCAAAGAAAAUAGAAAUAAUCAAAAUAAUUUCAAACGAUAAAAAAAUUAACAGAAAAUAUUAUGAAUAA